Molecule: messenger RNA, 1995 nt
Organism: Silurus meridionalis
Lineage: Eukaryota; Metazoa; Chordata; Actinopteri; Siluriformes; Siluridae
Product: renin receptor-like
Exons: 5
Coding region: 232-690 (152 amino acids)
Biological process (GO): immune response; negative regulation of T cell proliferation; cellular response to lipopolysaccharide
Cellular component (GO): external side of plasma membrane; membrane
Molecular function (GO): signaling receptor activity
Source: RefSeq, a predicted model, not a curated record
AGUUUUUCCUUUUCCGGUGUUCAGUGGGACGUGAGCUUUUGUGUACUGUUGCUGUGUAAAUCAAUUUAUGUAUUUAUUUUUAAUAAGACACUUGGGUGCAGGUUGUAACCAACUCUAAGAAAAGAGAAAGGUAGAUUUUGUGUUUCCCAAGAAAAGGCUUUUUGAAACAUCAGUACGCUUCACCAUUGUCUGGCUGAAGAUUUGCUACACAGGUUGCUUUGGUUGUACGCAAUGAAUAAGAGAUGUUUUUUACACUUCAUCUUCCUGCUGCUGAUUAUCAAAGUGUCGGUGUCUGUUCCUCCGAUUGUUGAAGGCUUUAAAGGAGACACUGUGAUCUUACCGUGUUUGAUAGAACAAAAUCCAGACAGUGUGUUUUGGCGAUUUGGAGAUUCCAACACCGUGUGUGUCAUCAUUAAGGGUGAAGCUCAUUUUGAGGAACAGGCUUCAGUCUUUAGAAACAGAGUGGGAAUUUUUUCAUCAGAAAUUACACUGGGAAAUUUCUCCAUCAUGCUAAACAGCGUGAGCAAAACUGAUGAAGGACUGUACACCUGCUAUGCCCCUAAUGAAGUAGUUAGACGGGAAAUUAAACUGAAGGUCAAAGAGAAACCAGGAAGUGGUCAAAAUAAGUCACAAGUGGACGGCGUGAUGUUCCUGCUAGAAUGUGUUCUGCUCUACAAUUUCAGCUUCUGAAGAAACCCCUCAGCACAGCGUGUGCAGCGUGUUCUCCUUUUUUAAAGGACCAAAAGUCUCAAUCUCAAUUAAAAGUAAAACUUCUAGGAGUCGGGUUUCUUCAUUGGAAAUGAUCUACCAGGUCUUACCUUUAGCUGUAUUAGUAGGGUUCAGUGACCCGCACUGUCAGAUUGAAGACAUUUCAUAAUAGGAAAAUCAUACUUCAUACUUCCUUUCUCUUGAAAUCAUUCUGGUAAAAGCUGAUUGCUGCUUCAUCUGACUCAAAAAUGUUCCUCCAGAAUUGUCCAGUUGUGUCACGUGAUUAAUCUCUAAUCCGGACUUCUAGUUAUUCUAGUUCUACUUUCUUAGCGAUGGUUUCCAUGUUGUUGUAAACCCUGUGUAUUUGCUCCAGUAAAAGCUUUUCUUGAUUGUUGACCUCGACUCAGAUAUUCCUACUUCCUGGAGGAGGUUCUUCACAUGUAGCCACACCAAUAAACAGCUGAAACGUUCCAGUUACUUUUGGUUUCUUUAAAAGGGUGAGAUCAUUAAAAAAAAGCUUUGGUGUGAAUGUUAAAUACCCUUCGAUUAUAAAAGUGAAAAUCUGCACUUAAUUUCAGUGUGGUGAACAGCUGCAACACCACCACAUCUGGAAAAUCUGAAUAUUUAUGGACCCAAGCAAAGUAAAGUUUAGACAGAAGUACAGAUUUUAACAAUCUGAAGCAUCCUUAUGUACAGAUUUGUAAUAAUAACGAUUCUUGUAAUGGUUUGAUUUAAAUAUUAUUAUUUGUGGUUUCACUGAAAAUGUACUGAAUUUUUGUCCAUUUAUCUGCACGCAAAAAUCCAUAAUAAUACAGAAAAACAUGUUUGUACAGUUCUGUACUCAUUAGCAUAAGUUUUCACACCCCGGUAUGUUGUACUGUUUAGAAGCAUUUUACCAACUUCAUGGUGUUUCUCUGCAGCCUCUAAACACCUGAAUUAGUUCUUUUCUCCCAUUCUUCCUGUCAGGUUUUCAUCCAAACUCAGUUUGUACUGCUUUUAUACAAGUAUCUAUUGUUGUUAUGGAUUAUUGUGUGUAGAUAAAUAGCUGGAAAAACCUUAUUUGAAUUUAAUGUGAAUUGGACGAUUUGUGCAGAAACAGAACUCGUGGGCAUCUUUUCCAAACCCACAGUGUUACUGGUUCUUUCACCUGAAUUCUUCUGCUCAUUAUUGUUUAUUUAUUCUGCAUUGUGUGCAUUUGUAUGAAUAUGUAUUUUAUUUACGAAGUGUUUACAAAGACUGGAUUUACAAAAGUUCUGUUGACCGAUAAUAAACUUCACGCUUGUACAA